CAAAAGAAAACUUGUUCGGUUCCCUGUUCAUUUCUUUUUUCCACUUCGUAUCCGCACCACCUUGUCUUUGUCUUUCCCCCUUCACAAACCAACCGAUAUUCCAAUAACUGCUUCUUUUUUUUUUGGCUCAUCAGACGAUUCCAUAUGGAAAAUGAUCCUUUGCUUCCGUACGUAAGUCCCAGAAAGAAAAUAACGCCACCGCCACCUCUCUUUCCUCUCCCAGAAAACGAUGAGGUCUCUCUCCCUCUCCCUUUAACCCCAUCGGAAUUUAAAGAUAGACUCAUAUUUGGCCCUUCUCCUUCCUCUUCUUCUUCUCCAAUCGAACCAUCUCCAAUUUUUGAUGCCUUAACUUCAUCCCUUAACUCAACCAAACCUUCUUCUUCUUCUUCUUUUCAAGAAAAUGUUAUAAAUCUCCAAGACCCUCUUCUACAACAAAACCAAGUAACUUCACCCACAACAGCUUCAUGGUUAAUAGACCCAAAUUUCAAAUGGGAAAAAACCAAUCUUCACCGGUCCAAAACUGCACCAGCCAUGGCAGUUUUAAAUGAUGUCCUCCAUCCUUCAAUUCCCAAGCCUCAAUUUGGCUCACAAUCUGUUGUAAGACAAGCAUUUAUUCUUUUAGUAUUAUAUUUAUCACUGGGUGUUGUUAUAUAUUGGUUUAAUCGUCAUAAUUUCGUGGCUUAUGAAACUCACCCUGUCGUUGAUGCAUUGUAUUUUUGUAUUGUCACGAUGUGCACGAUUGGGUAUGGUGACAUUACUCCUAAUAGUGUGGCUACCAAGUUGUUUUCAAUAUUAUUUGUGUUGGUUGGAUUUGGUUUUAUUGAUAUUUUGCUUAGCGGGAUGGUUAGUUAUGUACUUGAUUUGCAAGAGAAUUAUUUGUUGAGAACUGUUAAACCUGAGGGUGAAAAGGACUCGGCCAGAUCUUAUAUAAUCGAUGUGAAAAAGGGAAGAAUGAGGAUAAGAAUGAAGGUGGGAUUGGCAUUAGGAGUUGUGGUUCUUUGUAUUGGAAUUGGUGUUGGUGUUAUGCAUUUUGUUGAGACUCUUGGGUGGUUGGAUUCAUUUUAUCUGUCUGUUAUGUCGGUUACCACUGUUGGUUACGGUGAUAGAGCGUUUAAGACAUUGCCUGGUCGGAUUUUUGCUGCUAUAUGGUUGCUUGUUUCGACCCUCGCGGUUGCUCGGGCAUUUCUUUAUUUGGCUGAGGCUAGAGUAGACAAGAGGCAUAGGACGAUGGCAAAGUGGGUGCUUGGUCAGGACAUGACUGUUGCAGAGUUUCUUGCUGCUGAUAUUGACAACAAUGGUUUCGUGAGUAAAUCAGAGUUUGUCAUAUACAAGCUUAAGGAGAUGGGAAAAGUAUCAGAGAAAGACAUUCUGCAGAUAUGUGAGAAGUUUGACAGGCUGGAUGCUGGCAACUGCGGAAAGAUAACUCUUGCCGAUCUUAUGGAGAGUCAUCAUUGAUAUGCAAGUAUCCUUGCUUAUAAUAUGCCUUAACGUACAAUGACUGGUGCCAUAGAAAGUCAUAGAUUCCAUCAAAUCAUCGACUAGAGAAAUGGCUGGUUUGCAUUCAAGGGUAGAAACUGGUCAGACAACCUUGGCCAGUGCCAUCUUUUCAGCAACUUGACUCAUGUGGAACUGGAUAGCCUUUUGUUGGUCGGAUGGUUGGAAAAGAUGGACAAGUCUGCAGACCAGUGGUAUAUACAAUUUUGUACAAUAAUUCUUUCCAUAAGCUAAUUGCAUUUAUUCUUUUGCUGGUAUACACUGGCUUUUCUCUUUGCAUUUAGAGUGUAUAACAUCGUCUUUAAAAUACCCAAAGAAGGGCCUCACCUGUCUCACUGUAUCUCUCGUGUCAGAUGUUACGUUACCCACA
This is a messenger RNA of Theobroma cacao (cacao), 1864 nucleotides long. RefSeq names its product two-pore potassium channel 3-like. Lineage: Eukaryota; Viridiplantae; Streptophyta; Magnoliopsida; Malvales; Malvaceae. The record is from RefSeq and is a predicted model, not a curated record. Gene Ontology annotation, molecular function: outward rectifier potassium channel activity; potassium ion leak channel activity. Gene Ontology annotation, cellular component: plasma membrane; plant-type vacuole membrane. Gene Ontology annotation, biological process: potassium ion transmembrane transport; stabilization of membrane potential.